Messenger RNA from Chroicocephalus ridibundus (black-headed gull), 6439 nucleotides. It is a transcript of the gene PI16, whose product is annotated as peptidase inhibitor 16. Lineage: Eukaryota; Metazoa; Chordata; Aves; Charadriiformes; Laridae. Gene Ontology annotation, cellular component: extracellular region. The transcript has 6 exons. Bases 2347 to 5148 code for a protein of 933 amino acids. The record is from RefSeq and is a predicted model, not a curated record.
GAAAAGCUGGAACACUUCAGUUUGGAAAAUGUCGAAAGAAACACUUUGGCAAAUGUUUUGUCAGUUUUAGCCUGGUUCCCUAAACAAAGUGGAUGCAACAGCUCUGCCUGUUCCUCCUUCCUAAUAACAGCCUCUGCCCGUCCUUCACAAAUUCAGCUUGUUUCAGCCAAACCUGAGGGGCAGAAGACGAUGAGCUCUUAGAGGCAAGUAGAGAAAGAUCCUGCUGCUCCCAAGACGAUGCGUUAGCCUUGUUAGACGCCAGAGAAGCCACGCUGAAGACCCUCGAGACGUGAGUCAGUAGAAAACCCGGCUUCCUUGCUCCUGCAGGGAAGAGUUGGGCCUUCUUGGAGCCCACCAGCCUUGAGGCAGACCCCACACACCCCAUCAGGUGUCGGCGUUCAGCUCCUGUCCCCUGUGCUGGCUCCUGGGGGUGCGGUGGACGGGCUGUUCCUUGAGUGAGCAGAAGGAAAGCCGCAUUCUUCAUGCGCUUACCUAAUGCCGGCUGGACACCAGCUUGUCAGCUCCAGGGUGGGGCUUGGACCUUGGGCUGUUAAUGCUUCAGACAUUGGCUCCAGAAAGAGCUGUCGGGGGCAGGUUGGGGAGUUGAGAAAUGGCCCUGCACCCCUUUUGCCAGCAGCCGCGCCUGACCUUGCCAAAGGCAUCGGCUGUUCCUCACGUUUCCCCCACCGGCCACGUGCCCCGGUUGUGGCUCCUCCAGGGCUGUUUUUCUCUUGCCCACAAGCACUGCGUGUCCCAUUCCCUUGAUCCUUGUUGCUGUGCUAUCUUCUGCGAGGCUUCGUCAGGAUGCUGUAGUGCCAGGGGCUAUGUGGAGCUUGGCCCUUCGUCUCCAUGUCACAUUUGCAGGGAGCGGUGUGUGUUUUGGGGUCUUCUCAGCACUGCCGUGUUCCUCGUAAGCCAUGCCGCAGCGAGCUGGCCCACAGGAGCUGGAGCCAGUGUUGGCCCUUGCUAGUUGUUUCUCCAGGUCUCUGGAGAUGCAGCAGCAGAGCUUUGGAGGUGUCUCAUGAUGGAGACAGGUUUGCCUUGACCCAGAUUCCAGUUCACCUUAGCAAUAAAUGGGAACCUCUGCUUUGACCAGAUGGGUUGACGAGAGGUUGUUGAGAUGUGAGCCUCAGACCCUGCUUGCAGAAAUUGCACUGUUGAGAGUAUGGUAGACCCUGGACCUGAUGGAGAUGAUAAUACGCAGAGGUAGGAGAUCUGGGGGGCCGUAGGAGAGCUAUUGUGUCAAGAGAGGUGAUCCACAAAGGGAAAAAUGGCAAAGUAUUGCCUGGGGAGCCAGGAGGGGAAAGGGGGAGGCAGAGCCACCAGCAUGUGAUGAACUUGGCUCUGCCAGAGCUGCCCACCUGCGGAUCCGUUCUAACUGCCUGCGGUCCCCCGGGGCAGCGCCUGGAGCAGGGCCGGGUGGUUGCACAAUCUCCAAUGGGGAGGAAGAGGCUGGAGGGUCUCUGCCGGGCAGUCUCCGUGGCAGGGUGAUUGGGGACACCUGGUGCUGAGCCCCCCAGGUGUCUGCCUGGGGACGGAGCACAGCCUGGCCCCACAGAGCCAAAGGCUGGUUAUUCCAGCCAGCCCCGAAGGCAGCUGUAGGCUGGCUCCCCUUUUGGGGGGCAAUUUCACCUCUGUAUCCUCUUCUUCCUCUCCUGCUCACCCUUCUCCUGUUGGCACAGGGAAGGGGCAUCAACCCUCUGCUUACCCGCCCCCCUUCCCAGCAGGCGGGGGGAGCCCCAGGGGGGCUAUUCCCCAAUUGCCCACAGCUUUCCCCCCAACACGGCCGGGGCACAGGCUCAGGGCUGGAUGAGGUGGGCUCUGGCUCCCAGCUGGGGAGUUCCUACGCUGCAAACCGCUCUCAGCAGUUGCAUCUUGCUGCCUUCGUUUCUAGACACAGCUGCGUUCCAGGGACAGGGGAGGAGGACCCUUGUGUAAAACAGGGCUUUGCCGGUUGCUUAGGGAUGAUGAUUAUUAUUAUAGUUUAAGAGAACAGGGGCAGGGGGUAGAAGAGAGGACCCGUAACUGAGGGCUAAGUCGACGUCUGAGGGUUGGAGCGGCAGAGGCUGGGAUGAAAAUAUUUCGAUUUGGGGAUUACGAAUCAGGCACAGGGUCUGUCUCGGGGAGCGGACCACGCGCGCUCGUUGGCACCGGCCGUACUGCAGCUUCUCCAUCACGGCCGAUAUGUGAGAUGGGUGUGUACCGCGUGGCUCCGAAACUCUGCUCUAAUAAAGAAAUACAUUUCCUCCCCAAUCUUCAAGCUGUUGGGUGUUCCUUGCUUUUGGGAGGUGCUUUAAAUGUGACUGCCAGAGCCGUGGGCUGCUAAGAGCAGAAGCUGGCUGCACGAUGCUGAGCUCAGGUCUUCCUCCUGUUUUCCUGUUGCUCACAGCGCUGGAGCUGAGCUGGUCCCUGAGCGAUGAAGAAAAGCAGAUAAUCUUGGAUGGGCACAAUAAAUACCGCUCCCAGGUCUCUCCUCCUGCUAUGGAUAUGCUGAAGAUGAGCUGGGACACGGAGCUGGAGGCCUUUGCUCAAGCUUACGCAGAGAAGUGCAUCUGGGACCACAACAAGGAGAGGGGCAGACGAGGGGAAAACCUCUUCGCUAUGGCCCCAACCCUGGACCUGGAAUUCGCGGUGGAAGACUGGAAUGGGGAGGAGAAAUACUACAACCUGACGACUUCCACGUGUGUCCCCGGGCAGAUGUGUGGCCACUACACCCAGGUGGUCUGGGCAAGCACGCAUCAGAUCGGCUGUGGGUCAAAGUUUUGUGAGAAGAUCGAAGGAAUCGAAACAGAGGACAUGUACCUGCUUGUUUGCAACUACUAUCCCCCGGGUAAUAUGAAAGGCCGAAAGCCGUACAAGGAAGGACCCUCAUGCUCGCAGUGUCCUGAGGGCAGAGUCUGUGUCAACUCCUUGUGUGAACCCACUGUAGAAGAGACCACUCCAGCCUCUGUGACAACAAAGGCAAGCCCAUCCACCCCAACCACAGCCAUGCCAAAACCCACAACCACGCCAAAACCCACAACCACAGCCAAGCCAGCACCCACAACACCAGUGCCCACCACAGCCAAGCCACCACCCACAACCAUGCUCCCCACCACAGCCAAGCCACCACCCACAACCACGCUCCCCACCACAGCCAAGCCACCACCCACAACCACGCUCCCCACCACAGCCAAGCCACCACCCACAACCACGCUCCCCACCACAGCCAAGCCACCACCCACAACCACGCUCCCCACCACAGCCAAGCCACCACCCACAACCACGCUCCCCACCACAGCCAAGCCAAAACCCACAACCACGCUCCCCACCACAGCCAAGCCACCACCCACAACCACGCUCCCCACCACAGCCAAGCCACCACCCACAACCACGCUCCCCACCACAGCCAAGCCACCACCCACAACCAUGCUCCCCACCACAGCCAAACCAGAGCCCACGCUCCCCACCACAGCCAAGCCACCACCCACAACCAUGCUCCCCACCACAACCACAGCCAAGCUACCACCCACAACAACACUCCCGACCACAGCCACGCUCCCAACCACAGCCAAGCCAAAACCUGCAACACUAGCACCGAUCACAACGGCACCAAAGCCAAAACUUACGACCACGCUCCCAACAACAACCCCAGCCAAGCCAAAACCCACACUGCUAGCACCCAGCAGCACUACUGCCAAGCCAAAGCCCACCAUGCUAACAACCACCAUGCCAAAACCCACUACAACUACCACUACCGCCAAGCCAACUACCACCACACCAAAACCCACUACAACUACCACUACCCCUAAGCCAACCACCACACCAAAACCCACCACAACUACCACUACCGCCAAGCCAACAACCACCACACCAAAACCCACCACAACUACCACUACCGCCAAGCCAACAACCACCACACCAAAACCCACCACAACUACCACUACCCCUAAGCCAACCACCACGCCAAAACCCACCACAACUACCACUACCCCUAAGCCAACCACCACACCAAAACCCACCACGACUACCCCUACCACCAAGUCAACAACCACAAUACCCAAGCCAACACCCACCACACCAAAACCCACCACAACAACCACUGCAGCCAGGCCAAUGCCCACCACACUGAAACCCACCUCAACCACCACUAUGGUCAAAGCAGCACCCACCACACUGAAACCCACCCCAACCACUACUAUAGUCAAACCAGCACCCACCACACUGAAACCCACCACAACCACCACUAGAGCCAAGCCAAUGCCCACCACACUGAAACCCACCCCAACCACCACUAUAGUCAAACCAGCACCCACCACACUGAAACCCACCACAACCACCACUACAGCCAAGCCAACACCCACCACAGCAAAACCCACCACCACUAUAGCCAAGCCAGCACCCACCACAACUGUAGCUAAGACAAAACCUGCCACAGCCAAGCCAACACCCACCACGCCAGCAUCUACCACCACUACAGCCCAGCCAACACCUGCCUCUACAACAUCACCAAAGCCAAAACUCACCACUACAACACCAGUACGUACUACAACAGCAAAGACACAACUGAAAACUGCCACAACCACAAAGUCAGAACCCACUGAAACAGAAAGACCCGGUCCUACUGAGGCAACUGGGCUAACUCUUUCCUUUGAGCCCACAUUAGACCUGGAUUAUAAAGUAUCUCCAGAAGCAGAGGCAGAGGUAGACACUGGAGAGCCUGUUAGCCCCUCAACCACAGAGGAUCCAGCCUUAUUAGAAAGCAUGGGCACGGCCUUCAGCCCCAAAUCAGUCCCAGAAACAAAUAAAGGUGUAGAAGAGGACAGGAAAGAGAAAUCUGCCUUUUCCAGUCCGCCUCCAUCCCUCAGCCAAAUUGUUCCAGAGAUCAAGUUAGGUUUCAAUAAAGCUGAGCUCAUAACCCCCUCAAAGUCAGUAGUCUUCAGCCCUGAAGAGCCCACCUUCUUGCGCUUAACAUCAUCUUCCAAAGAAAAAAGAGGGCAGAGCCCUGCUUUCCAGACCUCCCUCUCAGGUGCCCUGGACACUGAAGAACUGGAGACAAACUCAGACCAGACAAGUAUGGAUCAGCCCACAGCUGGAGCCCCAACUACCUGCUUGGGGCUUUCACUCUUCCUCCUACCCAGUCUCAUCCUGGUGGGCCUUCUGCUUUGAAUGGUCUUUCUCAGCUGUCCCUCCACCAGUCACCAAGGCUUUCUUCAGCAUUGGUUGUUCCACAACCCCGGUAGGCUUGGGAGACACCACGGACAAUUCAGGUUGACACACUCUCUUCUUACACUGCCUUAUCUGCUCCAACCCCGACGAGCCAAGGGCAGCUGGCAGUCCUGUGGGGACUUGGUCCCCUUCCCAAGGAGACCCAAGGGCAGGAGGGUGCCUGCCAUAAUGCUGGUGACCUUGGAUGCUUCUCCUUUCUUCCCAGCCAGCCUGGGCUUCUGGUCUGUUUCCGAACUGGAAAUGAUGAGCUGUCCCACCCACCUGUGUGGCUGGCAGGCCCCGCCACACCAUGUCCCCAGGGAAAGCAGAAUGGCUUGGCCACCCAGGCGGCGAUGAGACACGGUCAUUGGUUUUGGUGUGUGUCUGUAGAUGAGACAUGGUGGUGGGGUUUGGUGUUUUGUCAGGAUGAGUUUCCAACAAAAAUGCUCUUUUCCCCUCCUGAUGUGUCUGUCUGUCUCAAUUUUGGAGAAGUUUCAUCUCUUCUCUCCGUGUCCAAAAAGAGUGGCGCUUUUAUUUUUUCCACAGGAAAGGAUUCCUAUUUCCUUCCUGGUUCUGGUACAGCUGCGGCCAGUACUACCCAGCUCCACUCCUUUCUCCUCCUCACACUUCUGCAACCCUUCCUCCUCCUCCCUUCUGCUCUCUGCCGCCAUUCCACAGUUAGUCCAUGGCCACGACUUUAUUCUACGCGUGUGCCUGCACGUGUGUGCACGCACAGAAGAAAAACCUUCAGCGCUAAAGAGGAGCUCCCGGCUCCUUCCUACAGCUUUCUUCUGCAUGGCUUCCUUCUUUGCAUAACUUAAGUGUAUUUGAAUUUAGAUACAGAUCCCGGUUGACAUAUAUUUUGCGUGUGGUGGAACCUGGUCCAGGAGAAACAAGUCAUCACGUGUGCUGGUACAAAUUGAGCUCGAGAGAGCCAAGUGAAUGAUGUUAGAGGUUACUGGUGGUUCCAGGACUUGUUGGAGGACCACUUUUGUUGUCUGGGACACUGUGUGUUUUAUUCCCCCAUGUCUCUGCUCCCUUCACCUGAGGAUUCCCAGAAAGGUGUGUUAAAUAUGUGACGAGCUUUGCAGAGUGGUGGAAGGGGUUAGAAGACAUAGGCCCUUCUCUGGCUGUAGCACCCUUUGGUUUCUUAAAGAGAUGAGGUGGAGAACGACCUGAAGGCCAAUACUCGUGUCCUCCCCUGUGAUGCUGUGUCCUGUGCAUCCCCAGAACAUGCACUGAAUAAAUCCUC